Molecule: messenger RNA, 1246 nt
Organism: Dromaius novaehollandiae (emu)
Lineage: Eukaryota; Metazoa; Chordata; Aves; Casuariiformes; Dromaiidae
Gene: FGF16
Product: fibroblast growth factor 16
Exons: 3
Coding region: 36-659 (207 amino acids)
Biological process (GO): animal organ morphogenesis; cell differentiation; positive regulation of endothelial cell chemotaxis to fibroblast growth factor
Cellular component (GO): cytoplasm
Molecular function (GO): growth factor activity; fibroblast growth factor receptor binding
Source: RefSeq, a predicted model, not a curated record
GCGCUGUGAGGGGCCGCGGCGGGCGCGGCGGCCCCAUGGCCGAGGUGGGCGGCUUCCUGGGGGCGCUGGAGCCCGAGCUGCACGGCGUGGCGCCGGCCCUGGGCGCGCUGCCGCUCGCCGACUCGCCCGGCUUCCUCACGGAGCGGCUGGGGCAGAUCGAGGGCCGCCUGCAGCGCGGCUCCCCCACCGACUUCGCUCACCUCAAGGGCAUCCUGCGGCGGCGGCAGCUCUACUGCCGCACCGGCUUCCACCUGGAGAUCUUCCCCAACGGCACGGUGCACGGCACCCGCCAGGACCACAGCCGCUUCGGGAUUCUGGAGUUCAUCAGCCUGGCCGUGGGGCUGGUGAGCAUCCGCGGGGUGGACUCCGGCCUCUACCUCGGCAUGAACGAGCGAGGCGAGCUCUACGGGUCGAAGAAGCUCACGCGGGAGUGCGUCUUCCGGGAGCAGUUUGAGGAGAACUGGUACAACACCUACGCCUCGACCCUCUACAAGCACGCCGACUCGGAGCGGCAGUACUACGUGGCCCUCAACAAGGACGGCUCGCCCCGCGAGGGCUACAGGACUAAGAGGCACCAGAAGUUCACCCACUUCCUACCCCGGCCUGUGGACCCUGCCAAAAUCCCCGCCGCCUACAGAGACCUCUUCCACUACAGGUGAUGCCCGGGCGCUGCCGUGUCCUGGGCGAGCACCGUGGCUGGACGCGCGCUGCCGUCGCCGUGCGGCGGGGCCCGGGGGAGCCCUCCCCGCGGCCGCUGCCUCUCCUCCGCUCCCUGGAGCCCAGGCACGAGGAGGAGGAAAAAAACAAAGCAAAAAAACCCAAGAGAAAGAAGACCAGAGGACGGUGCAGAUGCUGCCGACAGCUCGGGCCGGUUUCCCAGUAAGAACGUGCCGUUCUGGCCGCUGCGGAGGCGCCUUUGGGCUGGUCCCUGCUGCAGCGGCCCCGGCAUCUGCCGCGCAGACUGGGCGCGCGGGGCUCCUCCCUCCCGCUCCUGGGGCGGGAACGGGGCGAGGAACGUGACUCGGAUGUGAGCGUGGAUACUGUGCAUAGGGACAGAACUAUUUAUAAAAUGUAUAUGAUAUUUAUUUUAUAUAUUUAUUUAUUUCAAAAUAAUUUUAUUUUUAAUGAGAGAUGCUAUGACCGGAUUUUCAUCGGGAAGAAUAAGGUCCUACUGAAAUGGGAGGAAAAAAAAAAGAAAAAAAAAGUUUUAAGAGCUUAUCGGCAAUAAAAUUGUCUUUAUAUUGUA